AUGCUUCAUGCUAGACUGUGGCUGCACUUCCGCGACACUGCUGCCAAGUUCCAAAAAGAAUGGCACGUGCAGGCGCCGCACCGUGAGCUUGACUUUGCGCCAUAUGUCAGAACCCGCGCGCUCGUGAAUGUCGUCAACAAGGGUCUGAAUCUCUUGGCUCUUGAAAGAUCCUACUCAGAACAGCUGGUCUCGGCAACAGAAACGUCCGCCCAACCUAAGGGGAUCUUCGGGCCUCUCAUCACACAACCGCCACCGUUCCACAAAGAGGAACCCCGGGACGCGGCGGUCGAGGGCAGACCUGCCUCUGCUACCGCGUCGGCUCCCGUCGCCGGUGCACCCGCGCCGCAUACAUCCGCUACUGCCACCGACAUCAUCACACCUUCCGCCGCCAACUCCACUCCCAACAGCACAUUACCGGCGGCCCCAGCAUUACCGCCACCGGCCGACGAUGCGGAUGGCACGAAAAAGCGCCAAAUCGACAUCAAGCAGCAGCCGCAGCAAAAUGGAUCACCCGCUAAAAAGCAGCGCUUGAGUAAUGGCCACGAUGCAACGGUGUCCAGCGCAGACGCUGCGCAUACUGCGCAAUCUACACCUAUGGACAUUGACGGGAACGAAAACCAGCAUGCAUACCCAUCACCAAUGGAACGUGAACCCGCAUCAACACCCGUACCGCGUACGGAUGGUCCAGAGCAAGGCACCCAAGUCGACAAAGUCGAGGAGCUGGCACCCGAUACGACAUUUUUGCGGCUGGCACCCGAUUUUGUCGCGGACACCAACAGCAUACUGGAGUCGCAGCAGCCCGGUCACGAAAACCCCAUUGUCCUGCAUUGCGAGUGGAACCCAACCAAUCCAGCCGUUUUGGCGGCUGCCGGAACAGAUGCGCUAGCCCGCAUUUGGACCAUCUCGCGUGCUGGUGAACCCGUGACCGAUCACGUGAACGGGCUGGACAAGUCGUACAAGGACCUUGUGGACGAGGAUGGUGCACAACAUUCCACGGUCACAGCCUUGGCCUGGAACCCUAGCGGAACCUCCAUUGCACUAGCCACGGAGGCAGGCAGCAAAUCCCGCGUUGGCAUUUGGUCUCCCGAUGGCACGCUGCUGCACCAGUACAACGUCCGCGAACCGCCUGUCAUAAAGCUGCGGUGGCAUCCCAACGGCACGUCCAUCCUCGGCGUCGCUCCCGAGGGCAGCGGUACCCUGGUGACUGUGUUCUCAGCUUUGGCCGCGGGCGUGUCGUCGUACCUGCUCAAGGACCACGACUUGAGUGGCGAUCCUCUUGACGUGGCCUGGACAAGCGAGACCAGCUUUUUGGUUUGUGGUGGUGAUCUUCUCGCUGCGUUCUCCGUGACGGAGAAUGGCAUUGUCCCAGCUCGGACCUUCAACACGGGCAAGGACGAACGCUUCACGACUGUCCAGUACGACCCGCUAUCUCGAAUUGCCGCGACAGCCAGUGAACGAGGCGUGAUUGACCUCUGGGACGAGAACGGUGAACGACGCACGAUAUCGGCGCACAUCGGCCUCAUCACAUCACUGGCAUGGCAGCCCCUGCAGUCCACUACCGCUCCUGAUGACGAACGGUUACUCGCCUCGGGAGGCGAGGACGGUGCGAUCACCAUCUGGAACGCACGCCUGCCCGACAGCAAGCCAAAAUGCUCCAUGACUAUGGAUCUGCCGGUCAUGGCAGUCGCGUUCACGCCCGACGGUGCGUUCAUUGCGGGUGCGACGCCGGAUCGGAUUCUGAUCUGGAAGGUCGGCGACCACGCAAUUCCGCGGGCCAGCUGGCGACGCGAACCGCACCCCGGCUGGCACAGCCCGAGGCUGAACAACGACGGCGAUGACGAGGACACACACUGUCUGUGCUGGGAUGCGACUGGACAGAAACUGGCGUAUGGCGUCAACAAUCGGUUGGCGGUAAUCAACUUUAGGUGA
Sporothrix schenckii 1099-18 is the source of this 1929-nucleotide messenger RNA. Its product is annotated as WD repeat protein. Lineage: Eukaryota; Fungi; Ascomycota; Sordariomycetes; Ophiostomatales; Ophiostomataceae. Gene Ontology annotation, biological process: regulation of transcription by RNA polymerase II. Gene Ontology annotation, cellular component: Set3 complex. The transcript has 4 exons. Gene Ontology annotation, molecular function: transcription corepressor activity; protein binding. The coding region runs from base 1 to 1929 and encodes 642 amino acids. The record is from RefSeq and is a predicted model, not a curated record.